Messenger RNA from Ictalurus punctatus (channel catfish), 6458 nucleotides. Its product is annotated as up-regulator of cell proliferation. Bases 1193 to 5881 code for a protein of 1562 amino acids. The record is from RefSeq and is a predicted model, not a curated record. The transcript is spliced from 3 exons. NCBI's taxonomy places the organism in Eukaryota, Metazoa, Chordata, Actinopteri, Siluriformes, Ictaluridae. Gene Ontology annotation, molecular function: GTP binding.
UUAUGGAACACCAAACUUUAUUAUGCAUAGUGAAGCCACCAUUUGCAUCUACAAAUUGAUAACAGUCCGUUAAAUAAGACCUGAGCCAAGGAAGGGCUGUUUCCCUAAUUCCAACAACUUUUUCUAGUCUAUCUAUUAUGAUAAUUAUGAUAAAUGAUAUCAAAAGCUGCAUUAAGGUCAAGCAACACAAACAGGUAGGUAGGUAAUUUACUACUUUAACCAGCACUGUCUUAGUACUGUAAUGAAACCCUGAAUGAUAGAUUUCAUGAAUGUUAUUGCCAUGUAAGUAUAAGCCUAACUGCUGUGCUAUGUCACCGUGCUGCAUUGGGAUAGGGCUAGAGCAUAUUACAUCAUCAUCCAUUGUCUUUGCUAAUUUACAUACAUCUUAGUAACUUCUGAUUGAUGAAGCUGCAUAUCCUUAGCUCCUCCGAACUUCAAAAAUAGCUCUUUACUUGCCUAAGACCCUGUGUCCAGAAGGAGUGGAGGCUAAGCUCUGGAUUUCUGCCCCUGUAAUAUAUAACAGACGGCUUUUAGCAAUCAACCAUUGAAUGUGAGCAAUUGUAUAUGAUGAAGGCUGAUUUAGUCUCUAGGCUACUGGGUUAACUUGUUUUAAACUUUUGAUAGGACCAAUGAAUCCAGUCUCAAUUUUAGGUCUCAGUUGAAUGGCUAGACCAUUUGUCUGGGACAUAAGUGAGGCAAUAAAAAGGUUAUCUUAUUUGUAGGUGAGGUCUGUGGCACGGCAUUGCUCAGAUCUUAUAUUGUAUUAUAGCUAUUUGUGAGUCCAAUGGGUAAGAAGGUGAGGGAGUUUUCUGAAUAUUCUGCCCAAAAUUUUGAGUUUGAGAUUACACUGGUUAUAGAGAUAGGGCUAGUGGAAACUGGGGGAAAACAUACUUUAUUCAUGCAUUUUGAGAAAUUAACAAAUGUAAUACAAGCAUAAUAAAUAAUAAAAAUGAACAGUAGUUCACAGUAAUUAUGAUUGGCAUUCAAUAGCUUAUGCUUGUCAAUGAGGUCUAAAAUAUUACUACAUAUAAUACUGGCAGCAGUAAAGCAUGAACUAUCACAGGGGUUUUCAAAUCUGCAUCAAAUCAUGUUCUGUAUUUCUCCAAGUAUUUCUGAAAAUCUGUAAUUACCAACAAACCUAUGAUGAAGAAACACAGAUGAAAUAAAAGACUGUGGCUCAGGAUCCGCACAAAUGGAGUUAAAGCAGCUCAAAGAUGAUUUUCGUGCAUUUUUUAAAAGACUGGAACUUGAAAAGUACUACCCAAACAAGCUGACUCAGAGGUCUUUGCUGGAGAUCAACAGUGCCAGUGUAUCUGAUGAAGAGGUUCACUCACUACAAGCCUUACCAUGGGCUUUCCUACGCAAAUUACUGAUGGCUAAUUCAAAUUCAAGAUCUUUAUGUGUACCUGGUGAAAAUAAAGAAACAGAUGACAUGUUUGCUGAGCAGAGCUGUGAUGCUACUCCAAAUCUUCUAGAUCUCCACACUGCCCUCUUUGUCUGUGCAGACAGUUUCCUUCAGCAACAAAUAGCACUUAAAAUGUCAAUGUGCCAGUUUGCAAUACCAUUUCUGUUACCUCCUGGAGUACAUAAUCAAAGCACUCUUAUGUUAUGGGCUCUUAGAGGUAUCCUGAAAGAAUGGCGUCCACAUUCAAUGUCAGAAUCUAAAGGGUUUGUUGAGGACAGUGUUGUUCAUGCAAAAAUUCCCUUGAUAUCAUUUGUGAGGUUAAGCAACUGCAGUUUGUCCAAGUCACAGGUUUUGAACCAAGUGCUCAACAAGUCACAGCAGCACCAUGACUUCUUUUCACAUCGAGAAAUGAUCGGAGGAUCUGCUCGAAGGGUAAUCAGUAAUGGGAUGGUUGAAAUCUGCUGGAGUCUGCCAUGUGGAAACAAUAGUAUCGAUGUAUUUCCGGAACCAGUGGCUAUUGCUAAUUUAAGAGGAGAUGCUUUCACUUUUGUAACACACUUCAGUUUCCUUACUCAGGUGUCAACAGCUGUCUUUGUGUUCCUAGACAGUGUUGACAAAAAUGAGCAAAGGUUGUUUGCCUCUUUACAAGGAAUGAAAACCAAUAUCUUUCUUGUGGUUAAUUCUCAGAAAAAUAUGAGCCAGAAUGUGAAGUCUUCUAUCAAAGCAGCAGUUGAUACUCUGCAAUUGGAAAAAAAUCACACCAUUGUGAAAAGCCAAACAGUGAAUAUGGCUAAUUUCUCAAAUAUGAUCAGUUCUGCCAUUAACAAAGUGCUAAGUGAGAAUCACAGAUCAUCAAUCACAGAAAUUGAGAGUAUGAAGAAAAUUGCUCAGGAAUUUGGUCUUUGCAUUGAUGAAUGUGAAAACAGAGCCUGUGGAUCAGCAGAGGAAAAAGCAGAGAAAAUCAUGAAAAGUAUUGGAGUUCGUCAAAUAGUGGAAUAUAAAAAGACACGGCUGCCACUGCAAGGUGAAAAUUGGAAAAGACUGGCUCAGAUAGAAAAAGAGGAAUGCCGAUUACAACAACCAGGAGGGUUGACUUUGGAGGAGUAUAAGGUCAAACUUCAAAAAGACAAAGAUGAAAUUUGGAAGAAACAAAGCAACUAUAAAUUGACAGAAACAAUGGACAUCUUAAUAAAGGCAUUAUCAAACUCUGAUGACAUUGAGCGAGCCUUUUUUCUCAGAUGGCUGGGACUAAAACUGGACAUGCGAUCGCGCAAAGACAUGUCAAACCUACGGAAAGAAUAUACAAAGUGUGAACAACAAAAGGACAGAGAUGGUAUAGUUCGAAUAGACCAGGAGCUUCUUGAUUGUUCUCUUGGAAUAGAGCACUACAUGAGAGAGAUGGGACAAAUCUAUGAGGUUGCUUCAUUUGGUUCAUCUAAAAAGUCUGACAGAAUAAGCAGUCUCCCUACUCUGGCUGCCAAAAUGCUUAUAGCUGGGUUUCCUCUUGAACUACUUGAUGGAGAUGCAUCAAAUAUCCCAGAGAAAUGGGUGAGUGAUGUUCUCAUGGAGCUUCACAGGAUGGUUGGCCAGAAGAGCCGUUUGCUGGUUAUCACUGUGUUAGGGGUUCAGAGUACGGGUAAAUCAACACUACUCAACACUAUGUUUGGAGUUCAGUUUGCAGUGAGCAGUGGACGAUGCACACGUGGAGCAUUCAUGAUUUUCCUUCCUGUGGGUAAUGACUUGAAGGAGGAGUUACUUUGUGACUUUGUCCUUCUGAUUGAUACAGAGGGUUUGAAAUCACCAGCACUGGCACAACUGGAUGACAGUUAUGAACAUGACAAUGAGUUGGCCACAUUUGUGAUUGGUCUGAGUGAUGUAACCAUCAUUAAUGUAGCAAUGGAGAAUUCCACAGAGAUGAAGGACAUCUUACAAAUAGCAGUUCAUGCUUUUUUACGGAUGAAGGAAGUUGGUAAAAAAACAGUCUGCCACUUUGUCCACCAAAAUGUUGCUGGUGUAUCUGCAUAUGACAAAAACAUGACAGACCGAAAAAAGCUCCUGGACCAAUUAAAUGAGAUGACAGUGAUUGCGGCUGAAAUGGAAAAGCAGCCUAAUGUGAAGAAAUUCACAGAUGUAUUGGAUUAUGAUGUUGAAAAGAAUAACUGGUAUAUACCAGGUCUAUGGCAUGGAACACCACCAAUGGCACCAGUUAAUACAGGCUACAGCGUAGCUGUGUUGGAUUUUAAGAAAAACCUCUUGGAGAUGCUUAAAGUGAGAAAAGAUGAACAACCUUCCCAGAUCCCAGAGUUCCUGCAGUGGAUGAGUAGCUUGUGGAAGGCCGUGAAGUUUGAGAACUUCAUCUUUAGUUUCAGAAACACUCUUGUGGCCCAUGCCUAUGAUAACCUUUGCAGAGAGUUUUCUGAAUGGGAAUGGUCUUUCAGAAGACAUAUCCUCACUUUGUUUGCUAGUGCAGAAGUUCAAAUAUCUAACACUGAAAGCAGAAGUGUUCAUGAGGUUGUUGAGGCACUUCAAAAUAAUUCACAUAAAGAGAUUGCAGUUCAAACAAAAGAAAUUACUGACAAAUUGAAAGACUACUACAAAAGGAAAGAUCGUAAUGUGCAUUUAGUGGUAAAGUACAAAGCUGAUUUUUCCAAUAGCAUUAAAUCUCUGGAGAAUGAAAUGAAGCAGGAUGUUAAACAGAGAUUAUUUACUGCUGCUGAGAAGAGGAGAAACAAGGAGAAAGUUGAAGAGAUUCAAAAUAAGCAAGCUGCUAUGAUUGAGUGUAAAGUUCGGCAGUUACUGCAGAAUUACAAAGAUCGUAAUGAUGCGGUGUCUGAUGAGGACCUCAUGGCUGAUUUUGAGAGAAUGUGGAAUAGAGAAGUGGCAAACAUCACUGGUCUAAAAGAAAAAGAUGUUCCCGCUGAUGUUUUGAAGCAACUGCGAGCAAGUUUAGGAAAUCGCCAAGUCAUGGAGGAUUUGCAGAACGUUAAGAGUUUGACACAAUAUGGGCAAGAAGAUUUCAAGACCAAGAAAAGACAUUUAAACUUGGGGAAAAUUGAAAAAGUAAUUAAUAUUAUUAAAAAAAAAAGUCUAAAACAAGACCUACAGAUUGUUGCAGUUGAUGUCAUUAACAGUUGUAGAAGGAUGAUUGAACAGUUCACACAAUCCAAAAGUGAUUACCAAGAGACAUUUACAAAAGAUGUGCUUGAUAAAAUUGAUGAACACCUUAAUAAAGCAGGCUCCAAAUUCAAUACCAUAUUUGAAUUUGACCUGAAAUUGCACAUUUGUGGCAUUGCCUCUCGGAAAUUCACAGAGAUGCACAGGAAGUAUAUCACUGAGCAAGAUCCAUUAAAUCAUGUACAGAAAUUUAAGAGGCAGUAUCUCUCUGAUUUCAUUGAUUUGUACAGAAAGAGGGACCAGUGCCAGAGGAAAGCAAAAGACUUCACUCAGCUCUGUCUCAAACCAGCAGUGACUGAGUACAUCGACCAGUCCCUCGGACCUGACAUUGUUGAUGCAGUUUUGGAGUAUAAGUCUACUGAGUAUAGUUCACGAACGCUGUUUCAGUACACCAUCCUGAAGGAACUACUGGAAAAAUCCAACUUCAGUGACUUUGUAGAGUAUAUUUUGCAUUAUGAGAAUUAUGUCAAAGACUGGAUAUACAAUCACAUCAUUAAAUGUUUCUCCAAAGACAUAUCUUUGCAAGAAUUAAAAAUGAAGAAGCUGGACAGAGUAGUUAAAAAGAUCACUAACGCAAUAGAAACAUCUAAGCUGGAAGCCAAUGGGUCUCCUUUGCCCAGUAAUGCAGAAGGUACUACAGUUUUGGUCAAGAACCUUUGCAAAGCUUUGAGUGAUGUCAUCUCAAUAUCCAUGAGCACAGUGGAGAGGGUCCUGUUUCAGAACACAAGCUGUUGUGAACCAUUCACCAAAAGUCUCUAUGAAUGUAUUGAGGACCUGAAACAGCAAAUAGCAAAGGAGAUCUCAGAGUCCACUGAUACCACUGAGACCCUGAACAAUGUGCCAGUAAAACCCCAAGAUGAGCUUUUCAAGAGGGUGUUUGGUUGUGGAGUGCAGUGUCCAUUUUGCAAAACACCAUGUGAGGCAGGUGGGAAGGAACAUCAGCUACACCAUGCAGCUGUGCACAGACCAAAAGGACUGGGUAUGUACAGAUCUGUAAAGACUAAUAUCCUUUCUGAAGAGAUUUGUACAUCUAGUGUUCAUGGCAAUGGGAUGUUUCGAAACCAUAAAACAAAUUACCAAAGUCAUCCGUAUAAAGACUACCGGAAAUACCACCCAGAUUGGCAUAUUGCACCUGACAUGUCUAUAGAGGCCUCAGAUUACUGGAAGUAUGUGCUGGUGACAUUCAAUAAGCAAUUUGCUGAACGGUAUAAAGCAUUGCCAGCUGUGUAUCCAGAUGCGUGGAAUGGAAUCACUAAAGAUCAGGCUUUUAUUAGUCUGAAGCAGAUGUUUAAUAUUCAAUAAUGGAUGACCUGCAAAAUAUAUAUUGCCAUUUGUGAAGAGGACAACUCCAUCACUCACAGUUCCAUCACUAAUGUUAUCACUCAGGUGAAUCAGGAACUGGAGCGCUAAUUAUGUCUUACAAUUGAACUUCUACUGACUUACUAUUAUCUAAAUAUAGAAUCAAUUUUACUAAAAGUUAUUUUCGGGGAUUUAAAUGGUUUCUUUUAAACAUUAUAUCUGUAUGUCUACAAUGAUAAACAAUUUUUAAAAGUGUAGUUAGGCUUGUUAUAACAUUUUGGUGAUUGGAUUAUUUCUGUGUUUGUGAUGUUAAUUCAAAUGUUACAAUUAUGUUUAAUAAUCACUUGGUUACAGUUGUUACAAAUCUUUGUUAUAAAUGUUACAGUUAUGUUUAUUAAUUACUUUCUGAAAUUAAAAUGAAUGGAUUAUUCAGAACAUAUUGUAUGAAUGUAUGAGUAUAUUCAUAAACUGAAUAAACAAUUCAUACCAUAAAUAUAUCAAUCUGUCAAUCCAAAUUGGUUGCAAGGACAAAUUUUAUUGCAGUAUGAAUUACAAAUAAACGAAUACAUAAUACAAUAAA